This is a messenger RNA of Triticum turgidum subsp. durum (durum wheat), 921 nucleotides long. NCBI's taxonomy places the organism in Eukaryota, Viridiplantae, Streptophyta, Magnoliopsida, Poales, Poaceae. The record is from the annotation of a GenBank genome assembly.
AUGGCGUGCACCAUGUGUCGCCCCCUUUCGCUCCUUGGCCUCUUCCUCAUCCUGACGCCGCUGCUGUGUGGGUGCACCGGCGGCGGGUUCAGCGUGGAGCUCAUCCACCGGGACUCCCCGAGGUCGCCGUUCCACGACCCGUCGCUCACCCCGCGCGCCCGCGUGCUUGCCGCCGUGCGGCGCUCGUACGCCGGCUCAGGCUCUCCUGGCCCUGACGGCGCGGUGUCGGAGGUGAUCUCAGGCACGUUCCAGUUCUUCAUGUACAUGAGCGCCGCGACGUCGCUCCCCCGGAGGUUCUCCUACUGCCUCACGCCCUACUUAAGCGACGUGUCCUCCGCGCUCAACUUCGGGUCCCGCGCCACCGUGACGGAGCCGGGCGCGGUGACCACUCCGAUGGUGCACUCCCCCGUGCACGUGGAGGCGUUCUACACCGUCGAGAUCGUGGCCCUCAGGAUCGGGAGCUCGAUCAUCAAGCUGCCGAAGCGGUCCCCCGUCAUCGUCGACUCCGGGUCGCUGCUGACGUCCCUCGACAAGGAAUUGCUGGACCCCGUCGUGGAGGCGGUCACCGGGAGCAUCAAGCUCCCGCGCAAGCCGCCGCCGUCGCCGAACCCGGAAAUGUUUUCGGUGUGCUACGAGGCGGACGGCAUGAAGGCGCUGGAGAAGGUAUUCCCGGACGUGACAUUGGAGCUGGGCGGGGGCGCCUUGCUCACGCUCAAGGCGGAGAAUUUGUUCGUGGACCUUCUGCUACGGACCGUGUGCUUGGCCGUGGUGCCGGUGACGUAUGAGGGGUCGGUGCCGACGAUCGGCAGCAUCUUGCAGCAGAACAUGCACGUCGGCUACGACCUCGACAAGCGCACCAUCACCUUCGCCCCUGCCGACUGCGCCACCUCCUACCCCUCUCCUCCCGCCUCAUCUGUGUAG